AUGAAUAGCAGGCCCCCCAGCUUUCCUAACGGCACACCGUACGACAGCGAGAGCAGCCGCUGCCACCCCGGCCACGAGCAACACUCCUACUACCCGGAAGUAUCGGAGGAGCAAGAGAUUUCGCUCCUGCAGCGGAGCGGCUGUAGCCAUGACAGCACGCCGUUUGUCGAUUCCGUCGCUGAAUCGGAUUCACAGCAGCGAUAUAGGCUGCAUGAUCCCGGUCCAUUGGUCUUCGGCUCCUCGGAAGACGAACCAGUCCAGUCGAGUGGAAAGAAGACUCGCGCGGGGCUGGCUCGGUACGGGACGAGAAAGAUUAACCUGGUGAAGGGAACUGUGCUGAGUGUCGAUUAUCCGGUUCCAAGCGCGAUUCAGAACGCGAUUCAGCCCGAGUAUCGUGAUGCCGAGGACGCGUUCCCAGAGGAAUUUACACACUUGCGAUAUACGGCGGCGACAUGCGACCCCGACGAGUUCACUCUGCGCAAUGGAUACAAUCUUCGGCCUGCUAUCUAUAAUCGUCAUACCGAGUUGCUUGUUGCGGUAACCUACUAUAACGAAGACAAGGUCCUGACGUCGCGUACUCUGCACGGAGUAAUGCAGAAUAUUCGGGAUAUUGUUAACCUGAAAAGAUCCGAGUUCUGGAAUAAGGGAGGCCCAGCGUGGCAGAAGAUUGUUGUUUGUUUGAUCUUCGACGGCAUUGAGCCCUGCGAUAAGAACACCCUGGACGUGCUGGCCACAAUUGGCAUCUACCAAGACGGUAUCAUGAAGAAGGAUGUAGACGGCCGGGAGACUGUCGCGCAUGUGUUCGAAUACACAACCCAAUUGUCGGUCACUGCUGCUCAACAAUUAGUGCGGCCUCACGGUAACGAAUCAAGCAACCUCCCGCCGGUACAGUUUAUAUUUUGUCUGAAGCAGAAGAACAGCAAAAAGAUCAACUCGCAUCGAUGGCUUCUCAACGCCUUUAGCCGAAUACUAAAUCCCGAAGUCAUUGUCCUUCUAGACGCAGGCACGAAGCCUGGCCCGAAGUCCCUGCUAUCGCUAUGGGAGGCCUUCUAUAAUGACAAAACACUUGGUGGAGCAUGCGGCGAGAUCCAUGCAAUGCUUGGCUCGGGCUGGCGCAAGGUUAUAAACCCCCUUGUUGCUGCCCAGAACUUUGAAUAUAAGAUCUCCAAUAUCCUGGACAAGCCAUUGGAGAGUGCUUUUGGCUAUGUCAGUGUCCUUCCUGGUGCUUUCUCUGCUUACCGGUACCGGGCUAUCAUGGGCCGUCCCUUAGAGCAGUACUUUCAUGGCGACCACACGUUAUCGAAACGCCUUGGGAAAAAAGGAAUUGAAGGCAUGAAUAUCUUCAAAAAGAACAUGUUUUUGGCUGAGGACCGCAUCUUGUGCUUCGAACUAGUAGCCAAGGCCGGGUUCAAGUGGCAUUUGAGCUAUGUCAAGGCAGCAAAGGGUGAGACUGAUGUCCCUGAGGGAGCGGCCGAGUUCGUCAGUCAACGUCGACGCUGGCUGAAUGGGUCGUUUGCGGCGAGCUUGUACGCGAUGAUCCAUUUUGGGCGUAUUUAUCGCAGCGGCCAUGGCAUCGUUCGAUUGUGUUUCUUGCAUAUUCAGAUGCUUUAUAAUCUCUGCCAGCUCAUCAUGACCUGGUUUUCUCUCGCGUCAUACUGGCUGACAAGCUCGGUCAUUAUGGACCUGGUUGGCACCCCAAGCAGCCACAACAAGGAAAAAGGCUGGCCUUGGGGUAAUGAAGCAUCCCCGAUAGUCAAUACCUUUGUUAAAUACGGUUAUCUCUGGGUGCUGAUGCUCCAGUUCAUGCUAGCACUUGGUAACCGACCGAAAGGGGUUGUCAUCCCAUACACGUUCUCCUUCCUCUACUUCUCACUCGUGCAGCUCUAUGUUCUCGUCCUCUCCUUCUACCUAGUCGUGAAUGUCUUCACUGGCGGUAUGCUAGAUUUCAAUUUCGAUGAUGGUGUCGCCGCCUUCAUAAAGUCCUUCUUCAGCUCCUCUGGUGGUGGUAUCGUGCUCAUUGCGCUAGCAUCAACAUACGGUAUCUACAUAACUGCGAGUAUUCUCUACCUUGACCCUUGGCACAUCCUAACCAGCUCAUGGGCAUACUUCCUUGGCAUGACAACAGGCAUCAAUGUGCUCAUGGUCUACGCGUUCUGCAAUUGGCAUGAUGUCUCCUGGGGCACAAAGGGAUCUGACAAAGCAGAUGUCUUACCGUCUGUAACGACUCAAAAAGAUGACAACAGCAGGAAGAACUUUAUUGAAGAGAUUGACAAACCGCAAGCCGAUAUUGACAGCCAGUUUGAGGUUACCGUGAAACGCGCCUUAGCGCCAUGGGCUGAACUCGAAGAGCAUGAGGGCAAAACAUUAGACGACUCAUAUAAAAACUUCCGAACUGGGUUGGUGUGUCUUUGGGUCUUUAGUAACUUGCUCCUGGCGUUGAUGAUUACCGCUACUGGUGUGGAUAAGAUGUGUUUGACGAAUACAUCGACCACCAGGACGACAGGCUACUUCCAGGCCAUCUUGUGGAUUACAGCAGGAUUGUCACUGUUUCGGUUCACUGGGUCGUUGUACUUCCUCGGGCGAUCGGGAAUUCUCUGUUGUGUGUCCCGGCGCUGA
Messenger RNA from Aspergillus puulaauensis, 2616 nucleotides. RefSeq lists its product as uncharacterized. The record is from RefSeq and is a predicted model, not a curated record. Gene Ontology annotation, cellular component: cell periphery; cell septum. Lineage: Eukaryota; Fungi; Ascomycota; Eurotiomycetes; Eurotiales; Aspergillaceae. Gene Ontology annotation, molecular function: chitin synthase activity. The coding region runs from base 1 to 2616 and encodes 871 amino acids. The transcript is spliced from 6 exons.